AUGGUGGUGCAGGACAGUGUGGAUACCGGCGAUGCCAGGGUGGGUGUGCGGCUGGAGCCCUUCCUGCACCAGGUCGGGGGGCACCUGAGCGUGAUGAAGUAUGACGAGCACACCGUGUGCAAGCCCCUCGUCUCCCGGGAGCAGAGGUUCUACGAGUCCCUGCCACUGGCCAUGAAGCAGUUCACCCCACAGUACAAAGGCACCAUCACAGUGCACCUCUGGAAAGACAGCAUGGGCCAACUCAGCCUGGUCGCCAGCCCACUGAAGGAGAGGCAGGAGCCCUUCAAGAUCUCCACGGAGUCAACAGCAGUGGCAAUUUGGCAGACGCUCCAGCAGACCCCCAGUGGCAAUGGCGGCACCCACCCACUCAACCAUCAGCAGCAUGCCCAGCUGGCACACUCACUCAAGGAGAGCCCAGCCAAGGCACUCCUGAGGUCCAAGCUCCAUCUAAAUGCACAAGUGUCCUCACUGGUUGAAGAUGCUAAUGGGAACCAGGUCGAGAGGAAGAGCUUUAAUCCAUGGGGCCUGAACUGCCACCAGGCACACCUGACCCGCCUGUGCUCCGAGUACCCGGAGAACAAGCGGCACCGGUUUUUGUUGCUGGAAAAUGUAGUGUCACAGUACACGCAUCCCUGCAUCCUGGACCUGAAGAUGGGGACCCGGCAGCACGGGGACGACGCGUCUGAGGACAAGAAGGCCCGUCACAUGCGGAAGUGUGCGCAGAGCACCUCAGCCCGCCUGGGUGUGCGCAUCUGUGGCAUGCAGGUUUACCAAACGGAUAAGAAGCAUUUUCUCUGCAAAGACAAAUACUACGGAAGAAAACUCUCAGUGGAGGGGUUCAGACAAGCCCUCUACCAGUUCCUGCAUGACGGAACCCGCCUCCGGAGGGAGCUCCUGGAGCCCAUCCUGCAUCAGCUGCGGGCCCUCCUCUCGGUCAUUAGGAGUCAGAGUUCGUACCGGUUCUACUCCAGCUCUCUCCUCAUCACCUACGAUGGGCAGGAGCCACUGGAAAGAACCCCAGGGAGCCUGCAUCCUCAGGAGGCUUCGCAGAUGGCCCAUGGCAGCUCUCCCGGGGAUCUCACCAAAGUUGAUGUCCGGAUGAUUGACUUUGCUCACACAACAUACAAGGGCUCCUGGAAUGAGCACAUUACCUAUGAUGGACCAGAUCCUGGCUACAUUUUUGGCCUGGAAAACCUCAUUGGGAUCCUGCAGAAUAUCCAAGAGGGGGAAUGA
Molecule: messenger RNA, 1233 nt
Organism: Galeopterus variegatus (Sunda flying lemur)
Lineage: Eukaryota; Metazoa; Chordata; Mammalia; Dermoptera; Cynocephalidae
Gene: IP6K3
Product: inositol hexakisphosphate kinase 3
Exons: 5
Coding region: 1-1233 (410 amino acids)
Biological process (GO): phosphatidylinositol phosphate biosynthetic process; inositol phosphate biosynthetic process
Cellular component (GO): cytoplasm; nucleus
Molecular function (GO): inositol hexakisphosphate kinase activity
Source: RefSeq, a predicted model, not a curated record